UCCGGUUCCUGUGCGACGUCACGGUGCGAGAGUACACACGUCGUCUUUUAUUUCUCCCGUUGUCGAUGACUUCUCUAUAAAACGGAAAACUAAUAAUAGAAACGAUCAAAUGUCGGACGAGGCGACGCGGCGCACGGUGUCGGAUAUCCCGCUGCUGAAGACCAACUCCGGCCCGCGGGACCGCGAGCUGUGGGUGCAGCGGCUCCGGGAGGAGUACGUGUCCCUCAUCAAGUACGUUGAGAACAACAAGGCGGCGGACAACGACUGGUUUCGCCUCGAGUCCAACCGGGAAGGCACCCGCUGGUUCGGCAAGUGUUGGUACGUGCACGAGCUGCUUCGCUACGAGUUUGACGUGGAGUUUGACGUGCCCGCGACCUACCCUGCCACCGCGCCCGAGGUGGCGUUACCGGAGCUGGAGGGCAAGACGGCCAAGAUGUACCGUGGGGGCCGCAUCUGCCUCACCGACCACUUUAAGCCGUUGUGGGCGCGCAAUGUGCCCCGCUUCGGCCUAGCCCACCUGAUGGCGCUCGGCCUGGGCCCCUGGCUGGCUGUUGAGAUCCCCGACCUGGUGUCCCGGGGCCUCGUCACUCACAAGGAGAACCAGCAGGCCCCCUCAGCCUCGUGAAGACACACAAACAGACUGUUAGAUAAUGUCAAGCGGACUAUUGUUUACUAUAGAGAUAAAGUCAUGAAGGACACCGACUGUGUUCACUAUAUAAAGUCCUGAAACAAACUGCUUAUAUUGACUAUAUAAAGUAAUGAACAGACUGCAUAUGUUCAUUAGUGAUCGUCAUUAAACAGACUGCAUAUGUUCACUAGUGAUGGUCAUGAAACAGACUGCUUGUGUUCACUAUAUAAAGUCAUGAAACAGC
Molecule: messenger RNA, 872 nt
Organism: Gadus morhua (Atlantic cod)
Lineage: Eukaryota; Metazoa; Chordata; Actinopteri; Gadiformes; Gadidae
Gene: ufc1
Product: ubiquitin-fold modifier conjugating enzyme 1
Exons: 1
Coding region: 110-625 (171 amino acids)
Biological process (GO): protein K69-linked ufmylation
Cellular component (GO): cytoplasm
Molecular function (GO): UFM1 conjugating enzyme activity
Source: RefSeq, a predicted model, not a curated record